Cylicocyclus nassatus is the source of this 2382-nucleotide messenger RNA. Lineage: Eukaryota; Metazoa; Nematoda; Chromadorea; Rhabditida; Strongylidae. The record is from the annotation of a GenBank genome assembly.
AUGAUGUCCGUCCUUGCUCGACUUCGUGGGAAUUAUGCCUUUAUACUCGUAUUCACAACUGCGAUUUUACUGUUUAGCAACACCUUUACAGCGGAUUUUGUCUACGAUGACAGCCAAGCUAUCCUCACCAACCCAGUAGUCACCGGUCGAGUUGGAGCUGCUCGAGCAUGGACAUUGGAUUUUUGGGGUAAUCCACUUAUGAAGGCAUCGCACAAAAGUUAUCGUCCGCUCACCACGCUCAGCUUCCGGCUCAAUGCCGCCUUAUUUGGACUGAGACCAUUCUCCUUCCACCUUACAAAUGUGAUUCUUCAUGCAAUCGCUUCGUGCCUCGUAUUGCAAAUCGUCGAAGAACUCAACUUUUUCAACAAAAACAGAGAAGCAGCCAUAUUCGCGAGUCUGCUCUUCGCCGUACAUCCAAUACACUGUGAAGCUGUAGCUGGUGUCGUAGGCAGAGCCGAUAUUCUUAGCGCAAUCGCUGUCAUUACGGGAAUUCUCGUUUACAAGCAUAAUGAGAAUUUACUGAUAGCUGCCGCUUCUGCUGCAACUGCAAUAUUUUUCAAAGAGACAGGAAUUAUGCUGCUUCCAAUGCUAGCCUGUAUCACACUGCUCAAUUAUAAAAAGAAGCCUACAAGGCUUCGAAAAGUGAUAUUCGGUCUACUAUCUUCUUUCAUAAUCUUAGCAACGACUCGGCAUGCCAUCAAUGGAUUCGAAAAACCUAGCUUCUCCAAGUCGGACAACCCAGUUGCACAUCUUCCAUCGUUCCUUGUGCGUACGCUCACAUUUCUUUAUCUGCCUAUUUUCCAUUUGAAUCUCAUGAUUGAUCCACGAGAGUUGAGCUUCGAUUGGUCAAUGGAUUCCAUUCCGCUUGUGACAUCUGCCACAGAACCUCGCGCUCUUUUCACUACGGCCUUCUAUUUCACUUUACUGGCGAUCGCUUACAAGUUGGCCCGCAUAUGUGGUCUGCUAAACAUCAUUCGCGACUUAUUAUUUCCCACCGGAGCCAAAGCGAGAAUACUCAGAACAAACGCCAUAAUGAAGGGAAAUGAAGAGAGCGCUCGUAGUGUGCUUCUCGCCUUGUCGUUCCUGAUUUUACCCCAUCUCCCAUCAUCCAACUUAUUAUGUUACGUUGGCUUCGUCGCAGCAGAGAGGAUACUGUAUUUGCCUAGUGUAGGCUACUGCAUUUUGUUGGGAAUGCUGUACAAGUCUUGUUGCUCGAGACUAGGUAAAACACUUACAAUAUCGUUCGCUGUACUGGUGCUGACCAUGUUAGGAACGAGAACCUAUCAACGAAACCUCGACUGGAAAAAUGAAGAAAGCUUGUACAAAAGUGCGCUAACUGUAAAUCCACCCAAAGCGUACUCCAAUCUCGGGCGAGUCUAUGCUGCACAGUUGAGAUUUGAUGAAGCAGAAACUGCUUACAAAAAUGCCUUGAGACACCGACCAAAUAUGGCGGACACUUGGUAUAAUUUAGGUGUGCUUUAUCAAGAGAAGAAAAAUUACACUGUUGCGGUGAAGUGUUACGAAAGUGCCAUCCAAUUUCGGGGUACAUUUGCUUCUGCUUACCUCAAUCUCGGAAUUGUCCAGCACGAGCUGGGCAACGACAGCUCGGCUAUCACAAUUUGGAAGCGGUGUUCGCAGCUUGAUGGUUCCAUAAUUAAAGCACGUAGGGACCAUGAUCACGCGCAAACUAGCUGCAGACUUCGUCUUGGGAAACUCUAUGUGCUCCACAAGAGGUUCAAAGAGGCUCAAAUUAUAUUAGAGAAGGCAAUCGAAGAAGCUCCUUUGUCCUACCAAUUUCUCCCUUCUUUAUGGUUCACUUUAGGGGAGGUCUUUGACGCACAAGGGCAGUACUCCAAGGCUGAGAAAGCCUUCCAUGCCGCUUUGGACGUUGCGCCAGAGCAUAUCCCGUCACUACUAACCCUGGGUUACCUGAAAAAUAAGCAGAACCGCACCUUCGAAUCGCAAACAUAUUUUUCGCGAGCAUUGGCCAUUUCACCGAAUUCGGCGAAGGUCUAUCAUCAUAUCGGGACUGCAGCUGCUUUGCGUGGUGAUUUCGAAGAUGCUGAAUCUGCCUACACCAAUGCAUUGAAGCUUGAUUGUAAUCAUAUAGAGACGCUUCGAGCACUCGCUAUACUUCUGCGGGAACAGGGUAAACUCAGCAAAUGCGAAGAGGUAUUGCAAAAAUUGCAAAGUCACCAUCCAAGCCCUGACUCAUUCGGUGAUUAUGCAGCAAUACUUCACAUUAAUGGAAAACUUGGAAGAGCAAAGAAAUUCUAUGAGCGAUCGUUGCAAUUGAAUCCAAGAAAUAGCUUGGUCAAAGAGAAUCUCAGCAAACUGCGCAAGACAUUGAAUGCGAAUAAUACUCAGUAUCGUAGAGCUUAA